ACUUACCAAGGCUAAAAUGGUAAAAUUAACAUUCGCCGAUCGCUCAUUUUCACCGACCCGACUACCUGAAUCUCUCAUCUCAUUUUCUCUCUUUCUUAUGAUCUGAAACUAAACCUCAUAUUAAUAUUGUCUAUUUAUAAUUGCCUCAUAAUAUAGAUUCAGAACAAGACAAUUCAAUGAGAGGACGUGAUUGGAUCAAUUUAAUCCUACCAGAUGAGUUAAUUAUCGAGAUUUUCAAGCGAUUGGAUUCAAAGUCAAGUCGAGACGCGUGUGCGCUCGUUUGCAACCGUUGGCUGCGUCUCGAGCGACUUAGUCGUGUCACUUUACGUAUUGGUGCUUCUGGUUGUCCUGACGCGCUUGUUCAGCUACUCGCUCGCCGAUUCGUCAAUGUUCGUAAUGUGUUUGUUGAUGAGAGAUUAUCUAUUCCUCUCCCUGUUGAACCUGGAAGAAGACGUGGCACUGAUCAUUCUGUGACUUCAUCUCUCAAUAUCCAUUCCCUGGGUGAAACAAAUGGCUUGGAAGACAAUGAAACAGAAUCUUACUGUUUGUCAGAUGCUGGGUUGGCUGCUGUUGCUGCUGGCUUCACUAAGCUUGAAAAGCUGAGCUUAAUAUGGUGCUCCAAUGUGACGCAUGUGGGGCUGAGGUCUAUAGCUGAAAAAUGCAUAUUAUUGAAGUCUUUGGAUUUACAGGGCUGUUAUGUUGGAGAUCAAGGUCUAGCAGCUGUUGGGGAGUUCUCUAAGCAACUUGAAGAGUUGAAUUUGCGGUUCUGUGAAGGCCUAGCUGACGCAGGCUUGAUUAAAUUGGUAGCUGGUUCCGGGAAAACGUUGAAAUCGAUUAGUUUGGCUGCCUGUGCAAAAGUAACUGACACCUCCUUGGAAGCUGUGGGAUCUCAUUGUAGAUCUUUGGAGUCCUUGUCGCUAGACUCAGAGUUUAUCCAUGAUAAAGGUGUACUUGCUGUUGCCCAAGGAUGCCCUCAAUUGAAGGUUCUGAAGCUACAAUGCGUCAAUGUUACAGAUGAUGGUCUGCAAGGCGUUGGCACUUGCUGUUUGUCGCUGGAGUUGUUGGCUCUUUUCAGUUUCCAAUUAUUUACAGACAAGAGUCUGUGUGCUAUUGGUAAAGGGUGCAAACGGUUGAAGUCUCUUACCUUGAAUGAUUGUACUUUCUUAAGUGACAAAGGCUUGGAAGCAGUUGCAGUUGGUUGCACUGGGCUCACGCAUCUUGAGGUUAAUGGCUGCCACAAUAUAGGGACAUAUGGACUGGAGACUAUUGCGAGAUCUUGCACGCAUCUCUCUGAGUUGGCCUUGCUAUAUUGUCAAAGAAUUGGUAAUUUUGCAUUGUCUGAGAUUGGCAGAGGAUGCAAGUUCUUGCAAGCUCUGCAUUUGGUAGAUUGUGCGAGUAUUGGGGACGAAGCCAUAUGUUCUAUAGCCAGAGGAUGCUGCAACCUCAAAAGGCUCCACAUCCGCCGAUGUUAUGAGGUUGGAAAUAAGGGAAUUAUAGCUGUUGGUGAGAACUGUAAAUUUCUUACAGACCUUAGCCUUCGAUUCUGUGAUAGAGUAGGGGAUGAAGCGCUUGUGGCUAUUGGUGAAGGUUGCUCUCUGCAUCAUUUGAAUGUCAGUGGCUGCCACCAAAUUGGGGAUGCUGGAAUAAUUGCCAUAGCAAGAGGAUGCCCUGAACUCAGUUACUUGGAUGUGAGCGUACUCCAGGAUUUGGGCGAUAUGGCCAUGAUGGAGCUAGGUGAAGGAUGUCCGUUGCUGAGGGAUAUUGUGCUGUCGCACUGUCGUCAAAUAACAAAUGUAGGUUUAAGGUAUCUUGUUAACAAUUGUACCUUGUUGGAAACCUGUCACAUGGUCUAUUGCCCUGGUAUUACCGCUUCUGGAGUAGCCACGGUGAUAACGAGCUGCAAAAAUAUAAAGAAAGUUCUUGUAGAGAAGUGGAAAGUGAGUUCAAGGACCAAAAGGAGAGCAGGAUCCAUCAUCUCCUAUCUCUGUGUUGAUCUGUAGAUCUCUGUAACGCGUUCGUAAUUAUAUCUUGCAGCUCCAAUCAAAAGCAGCAAGGUUACAGCAGACUAUCGUUGUGUUAGCCAGUUUAAGCUGCAAAUUGCCUCGGCAUGGAAAAGGCCUAGUGUCGUGAGAGCUUGUCUUGCACUUUUCUUUAUCUGCUAUGUUCUUUCAUUUGUUUAUAUGUCUAAAUCUCACAGGAAUGUGCUAGUAGAUUGACUAUAUUGUAGAAGGUUAUUUUCUUGUUCUUGUAUUUUACUUCGUCUACUCAAGGUGUCAGGUGGUGUAACUUGUAUCCCUCCGAUGUUUUAGAACGUGUUAGUAGAUUGACUUUAUUGAUAAAAAUUGGCAAACAGCCGCUUCUUUUACCUAUUUAA
Messenger RNA from Lycium barbarum (goji berry), 2374 nucleotides. Its product is annotated as F-box/LRR-repeat protein 4. Gene Ontology annotation, molecular function: protein binding. Lineage: Eukaryota; Viridiplantae; Streptophyta; Magnoliopsida; Solanales; Solanaceae. Gene Ontology annotation, cellular component: SCF ubiquitin ligase complex. The transcript is spliced from 8 exons. Bases 177 to 2000 code for a protein of 607 amino acids. The record is from RefSeq and is a predicted model, not a curated record. Gene Ontology annotation, biological process: SCF-dependent proteasomal ubiquitin-dependent protein catabolic process.